AUGUCGCAAGUGCGAGAGGACGAGGAGAACAACAACAAUAUUGGUGAAAUUCCAAUGUCGCAAAUGCGACAGAACCCGAACAUUUUACGCGCGAGUGAACCCCUCAUCGUGCAAGAUUAUUACACGAAAUCACGGGAAAGGAAUAAAGGGAAAGUCGUGAACGAUCCGGUGCAUAAUCACAUGUAUUUUAGCGGGAAGUUGUGCGACGUGAUCGAUACGCCGCAGAUGCAAAGGCUGAGGGAGUUGAAGCAGUUAGGGACGGCGUAUUACGUUUUUCCGGGAGCUUCGCAUAAUAGGUUUGAACACUCGUUGGGGACGUCGCACUUGGCGAGCAACGUGUACGAGACUUUGACGAGGUCGACGCGAUCGUUGAAAUGGGACGCGGAGGAUAAGUUAUGCGUUCAAUUAGCCGGUUUGUGUCACGAUUUAGGCCAUGGGCCGUAUUCGCACGUGUUCGAUAACGAGUUUUUACCGCUGAGAUUAGGCAAAGCCGAGGCAAAGAAGUGGAGUCACGAGGACAUGUCGUGCGAUAUGUUCGAGUGGCUGGUCGAGGACAACGGCGUCGACUUAUCGCCUAGAAUUGUCCAAAAAGUGAAAGAUUUAAUCAGUUCGAACGAUUCUGGGUAUAAACAGAAUAAGUUUUUGUUCGACAUCGUGGCGAAUAAAAGAAACAGCGUGGACGUGGAUAAGUUUGAGUAUUUGAUGCGAGACUCGAAAAACACCGGCAUAUCCGCUUCGGUGGACAUGAACCGGUUGAUUUCGUUCAUGAAAGUCAUCGACGACGAGAUUUGUUUCAAAGCGAGCGAGGUAUACAACGUGUACAGAUUGUUUGAUAUGCGCGCAAAUAUGCACCACGUGGUGUACACGCAUAAAAAAGCGAAGGCGGUGGAGUAUAUGAUUGUAGACGCCAUGGUCGAAGCAGACGUUGGAUGGAACGGUCGAAUAUCGCACGCCAUUCGAGACCCGAAAGAGUUUAUUAAACUGGACGAUACGAUCGUGAAACAAAUCGAAUUUUCGAACGAACCAGAGUUACAAAAAGCGCGCGAUAUAAUUAAACGAUUACGAAAACGAGAUUUGUACGUUUUUGUCAACGAAUACACGGUCCCGGAGGAGUAUUUGAGCGAUUUCAAAGACGUCACGGAGGAAGAUAUCUCCACUUCGUACGAAUCCAAUAGCACUAGCAACACCAUACCGGGCGGCUUGAAACCUGAAAUGAUCAUCGUUCACAACGUCAAAAUCGAUUACUCCAUGAAAGACAAAGAUCCAGUCUCGAGAGUGAAAUUCUUCCAAGAAUUAACCGACGAAGAAUCCUUCCACAUCGACCGAUCGAAAGUCUCCUCCUUGUUGCCGACCAACUUUUUAGAACGCAAAGUCAGAGUGUACUCGAGAAUUCGCGACCACGACGUGGAAGAAGCCAUCGCGAAAGCUUUUUCCAAUUUCCAGAGGAAAAUGUACGGCGGAUGUGAAAUCCAAGCGACGCCGUCGAGAUCCCGGAAGAAGCGAGGCCAUUCGCUCGGUCACGAAAGCCAGAGAGAACGAGGUACCGCGACGACGCCAAACGGGACCCAGCGUUCGGCGCAUACGGAUGUAUAA
Molecule: messenger RNA, 1593 nt
Organism: Bathycoccus prasinos
Lineage: Eukaryota; Viridiplantae; Chlorophyta; Mamiellophyceae; Mamiellales; Bathycoccaceae
Exons: 1
Coding region: 1-1593 (530 amino acids)
Biological process (GO): dGTP catabolic process
Cellular component (GO): nucleus
Molecular function (GO): dGTPase activity
Source: RefSeq, a predicted model, not a curated record